Messenger RNA from Megalops cyprinoides (Indo-Pacific tarpon), 1777 nucleotides. RefSeq names its product transcription termination factor 1, tandem duplicate 6 (gene ttf1.6). The record is from RefSeq and is a predicted model, not a curated record. The transcript has 10 exons. NCBI's taxonomy places the organism in Eukaryota, Metazoa, Chordata, Actinopteri, Elopiformes, Megalopidae. The coding region runs from base 248 to 1327 and encodes 359 amino acids.
GGCGGGGACGAGGAGGAAGAGGAGGAAGAAGAAGAAGAAGACAGAGAAACAGCACAGUGAUCAGGAAGCAGACGUGACAGAGGAAUACUCAUGGACUGCACCACUUGAGGAGAGCGACACUGAAGAACAGCCCCUGGACGCUGAAGGACUGGGGAUCCACUGGGACACAGAGAAGGAGAAGUUUAUCCGGGAGCUGAGGGAGUUCGUUCCCAGCGUGGAGCAGAGGACGCCUCGAGCCUUGUACAAGAUGGUGAAGUACGACCUGCCAAGGUUCAGGGCCUUUAAAAGAGAAGGUCGGGCUCUGAGGCGGGGCAGGUACAGCUCUGAGGAGAACCGCAGGCUGGUGCAGAAUGUGAAGGACUUCCUGGCUCUGACGGGCAUCGACAGCGGAACCAAGCUGUUCUUCCCCUCCCGCUUCCCGGAGGAGAAGAGCCACAUCGUUAAGAUGAAGAACCAGUACAAGUUCCACUCCCGCAUGGCUGCAGGAAUCUGCCGGCCCUGGCACGACAUUUACACUCGCGGGAGGAAGAUAUUUGAUGAAUACAACUACAAGGGAAGGUUCACAGAGGAAGAUGACAACAAACUGCGCAAGUUGCAGAAGCUCCAUGGCAACAACUGGAUGAAGAUCUCGGAACUGACCGGCCGCAGCAACCACUCCUUAGAGCUGCGCUUCUCCCAGCUGGCUGCUAACAAAGGCGCGUGGACGGAGGAGGAGCUGGCGAGUCUGACGCGCGCGGUGCGCUGCUACAUGCAGCAGCUGGCGGAGCCGGUGGGCGACUCUCUCACCAUCCGCAGGGAGAGGCUCUACAGCAAGCUGCCCUGGACCGAGGUGGCCAGCCAGGUGCAGACCCGCAACUGGAGCCAGUGCAGGAUAAAGUGGAUGGCCAUUCUCAAGCAGAAGAUGACAGCAGGAGCACAAGUGUACAGAGGGAGGAAAUCCCUGGAGGCCAAAAUCAGGCUAAUCAAAGCCCUGCACGCGAUGAACGUUGAGGACGCCGCGGAAGUGAACUGGGAGGAUCUGACGCAAGCCAUUGGGGACGUUCCUCCCAACUAUGUGCAAUCCAAGUUCUACAAACUGAAGGUCACCCAGGUUCCCCUGUGGCAGACAAUGUCCUUUGGAGAUGUGAUUGACUUCCUGAAUGAGAAGGUUGUGCCACAGCUGGAGCAGAGACUGCAGGCGUGUAGAGGCCAUUCCAGAGACGAGGAGGAGGAGGAAGAGGGUGUGAGCACGCAGCAGGAGACCUUCCUCUUCUCUGACAUCUUCGGCGAUGAAUCCGAGAUGAAUCCUGAAACGGGGACAGUGAAGAGGAGGCUGGCAGUGGCGUGAAUUCACUCUCAAUUUUUCCUUGUGGAGCAGAGGCUAGAGAAAUGGAUUGUGCUUCAUGUUGCUGUUGUACCCUUGGGCGAGGGUUUUACAACCUGUGUGUGGGCCUGCAGCAGAAUGGAGCUGAGAACCAAGAUGCAGUGUGUGACGUAACGCUGGGACUCGUAUGUGUGGACAGGCAGAACUGAUCUGUGUUAAAGGCCGCGGUAAAAUGGUUUUCAAAAUUUUACUACCAGGUGAUGUAUUAUGUUGAGAAUUACCCGAAUUGUCUUACUAUUCAUCCAUGUGAUAAUGCAUCUAUGGAAUGAAUUUUAUUGCACACUCGCUAGUUUGGCUGGGUGUCUGUUUCCAGAGCAGAGGUGGUGAUGGGCUGAACAGCCACCCAGCAGUGCCCCUGCUGCUCUUCUCUCAGCAUGUACGGGUAUCAAAACCCGUCACACCCACAGCCUCACA